CUUAACUAUGUAGCCUAAGCUGGCCUCAAUUUCACUGUCUUCCUGCCUCUACCCCCAUUCCUAGAAUUAGACUUCUGUCCUAGAAAUUUCAUUUUGUUAUCUCAAUUAGUAUAGUUAUAACUUUGAAGACAUUAUUUAAAUUUACUAAUUUUUGCCCUAUCCUCUAGUUCCCUGCACGCCUGGAGAUAAUAGGUGUGUUUUUCAGAACCCUCAGACCAAUGUUAAGUUCCCCUAUUUACUUUACUUCUCUUACUACAGAAUAAUCAAUGUUCUUAUUCCUAGACUGAGAAUCAUCCUGACAUUAUAAUACUGUUUCCUUACUCCAUUUUCUAGAACCCUCAAUAUCUUUAAUCACUUGUCUUAUUUUGUUUUUAUUUUUGAGGCAGUCUCUCUGUGUUGCUGAAGAUGGCCGCACACUUGCAUUUCUCUUGUUUAGUCUCCUAAGUGCUAAGAUUACAAAUCUUUGCCUAUAACUAAAUGCUCCAGAAAAACGUUUGUAGUGCCACCUCAUACCCACUCCUCUUAGAUUCCUAGAGCAGCACCUCAGUAUCUAUAUCACUUGCUUUAAUUCAUCAUCUUAAUACUGCAGCCAAUUUUUAGAUUUUUCUCAUCUUACACUCUCAAGCUCCCAGAUCUGCAUUGUAUUUCCCCCAAUAUUUACACUAAUUAUUUCAUAUUUCUUCAGUGUAAACCUUCAAAACAAUAUUAAUAAUUAUUCAUUUUCCUUCAUUUUCUGUAAAAUACAAGGAUACCAUAUGACCAACAUUAAGACAUUAACCAAAAUGCCUAGUGCCCCAUAUUCUUCAUGCCACCUCCCCAAAUAAUUCUCACCUGUGCUUUCUGUCCUUGAUAGUUCAUGGCAUAUAUUCCAGUUUCAUACAUUAGUCUUUCAGUUCAAACCUCCAAAAUAAUACCUCGUUCUGUCCUGAAACCACCAAGACAUCCCUGAAACCCUCCAAACCAUGUGACCUAAGAUACCUCAAAGCAUGUUUUCUGACCCACCCAAGCAAACCUUGCUAUCCCCCUCCUCAUGGUAACACCAGCUUCCUACUCUCUUCUCUAAUUACUGUCAGUUACUUCGUUUUCUUAUGCUUUAGCUUAAAUAUCCAGAAUGGUACUAAUAAUAGAACGUCACCUGUCCUCUUUUGUGAUAUUUCUGUCCUAGUCUAUUUUCUUGUUAAGAUAAGCAUAAUGAUAAAAAGGAAAGGGUCUGUUUCUCUUAUAGUUCCAUGUCCAUCAUUGAUGGAAACCAAGAGAAGAACUCAAGGCAGGAACCUGGAGGCAGAAACUAAAGCAGAGGCCAUAGAGGAAGACUGCUUACUGGCUUGCUACCCCAUGGAUCACUCAGUGUGCUUUUUCUUAUACUACCCAUGACCACCUUCUUAAGGGUGAUACCACCCUAAGUAUGCUAGCCCCUACCACAUCAAUCAGUAAUCAGUAAAAUGCCCCACAGACUUGCCUACAGGCAAUCUGAUGGCAGUACUUUCUUAAUUGAAGGUCCUUCUUCCUAGAUAACUAUUUUGUAUCAAGUUGACAAAAAGCUAACCAGAACAUUUGACCCUUUUUGUCAUCUUGACACUAUUAAAGUAUAAUUGUUAAUUUUGUAUUCAUCCCCAAGAUCUCAUGUUAAUAUCACUAUCACAAAACAAAACAUAAUAUAACUUUUGAAAGUCCUUUUAAACACUUCAAAGAUUCAAUGUCUCUAAAAUAUCUAGUAUCUCUCAACUGUCAGCUCCUAUAAAAUAAAAAAUAAGCACUCAUUUACUCUUACUUCAAGAGCAAAGAGCCAGUUACAGUCAAAUCAAAACAAGACCAAACUCUAGCAGUGUAUGUUAAAUCCUGGCACCUGAGACUCACUCAUGAUCUUUUAGGCUCCAGAGAACUUGGGCAGCUCCACUUCUCCAGCUGCACCAACUGCGUCUCCUGGCCUGAGUCUAGCUCCAUAUCACACUUUCACCAUUCUAAGUGGUGGUCCCACAGUCUUUGCUUCUCCAGUAGGCUGGGGUCUUCACUGCAACUGAGGAUGCACCUUCACCACUAGUCUCUUAGCCCCUCUGCAAGGACUCCAACCCUACCAUGUGGUACCGAGCCCCAGAUUCUCUCCAUGACCCUUUCAAGUUGGAACAUCUAUUGCAACUGAGGCUUCAUCUUCACCGGUGACUUCUCCUAGCCUCUCAAAGUACCAGGCUCUCCACAACCCCUUGGCAUGCAGCUUUUAUGCCAAAUACCAUGUGGAAGACUCUUCUUACACAUUGCCAAGUUCAAGCUACCAGCAUAAUAUGCAUCCUUGCCCCCUCUGGACCACAGGUUGUGUGUACUGACCCUGAGGAAACACUUCCUGAAAGAUUUCACCUCAGUGAUGCUGAUCUUUCCUUACUCACAGCUGAUUUUUGUCAGCCUCUGCUAAUCAGUGUCGAUUGUCCCAGUAAAGCAAAGAUUUCACUUCAGGAGUGCUGGUCUCUUGUUAAAUCACACUUGAUCCUUCAGUUCCAGGUAACCAGAAGUCACAGUCUUAAUACAAAUUAUCACAUAAAUGACCCCUAUAGAGGAGACUGAGGGGCUCUCAAACUUCCCUCUGAAGCUUCACAAGCCAGGCCUCCACCAUCUGCACUGCUCUAGAAUUAUCUUCCAAGUUCCCCCGGCAUCUCAUCUAAAGCUCUGAACAAAAGUUCCAGAUACUACCACAGCCAUUUCCAAAACAACAUGGUCAGGUCUGUCAUGGCAGUAAGCCCUCUCUGGUACCAAUUGCUGUCAUAGUGUGCUUUCUGUUGCUGCAAUAAACACCAUGACCAAAAGCUACUUGAGGAGGAAAGGGUUUACUUCAUCUUUAAAAAUCCACUAUCUCCUGCCAGUGAGAUGGCUUAGCAAGGUCCAUCAUAGAGGGAAAUCAAGAUAGGAACCUGGAGACAGGAACUGAAGCCAAGUCCAUGGAGGAAUACUAACUACUUACUGGCUUGCUUUUUAUAGCUUGUUCAGCUACCUCUUUUAUAUAGCCCAGGACCACCUCCCCAGGGAAAGUACCACCUACAACAAGAAAAUGCCUACUGACUGCCUAAAGACAGUCUGAUAGAGGCACUUUUUUCUCUUCUUAGAUGACUCCAGCUUGUGUCAAGUUAACAAAAACAAAUAACCAAUACACUUUUUCUGUUCCAUAUCAGCAUCACUAGCUUUUAAAAAUCAGCUAUCUCUGGCUUAGCAGGUAAAGGUUCUUGUUGCCAAGCCUGAGGACCUGAGUUCAAUCCCUGAGACCCACAUACUGGAAGGAGACAACCAUCUUCUGCAAUUUGUCCUCUGACCUUUACAUGUGCUGUGGCACUUAUACCCCACAAUCAAUCAGUUACCCUCAUUUCCCCUCCCCCCAACAGUCAGUCAGUCAAUAAAUUUUUAGAAAAGCCCUCUGUAUCAAUCAUGUUAUUCUCCCCAUCCGACUAUACUAAUUUAGUCUCUUCCAACAUGUACCAGUUACUUCAUUUUAUUAUUGCAGUCCUGUUAACAUUCCCAAAACCUGACUCUGUUAAACGAAGGUCCAUAGAUCUUACCUGUCCCUUAAAUUGGUCCCUGAUGAAAUGUAGUCAGUGGGAAAAGGGGAAUUAGACAGGUGAAGAUGAAUAACAGAAAAAGACUUAAAGAGAAAUGGGUGGGAGAGACACUAAAGAAAGAAUUGGUAAAGGGAGCCCAGAGAAGGAGUGGAAACUGGGGAGGGAUGCAGAGAGGGGGGGAAAGAAAGGAAAACAUAGACAGAGAUGGGAAGAUUCCACAAGCCUAAAAGAGAUGAGUGAAAUAGGAGAAAAUGGAAAGAAAGACAUCAGGAGAAGAGAAACAGCCCUCAAGACCCUCCAUUCACCCUGUUCUUCACUUCUCAGAAUAUCAUCCGCAAGGUGAGCGGCCAGAAGUUUGUCUACAAGUUUGUGUCCUACCCAGAGGUUGCAGGGUGCUCCACUGAAGACUGCCCACCCCAGCCUGAGGUGUCUGUAACCUCAGCCAUAGCCAUGGCCCCUGCUACUGUCCAUGCAGGCCCAGGGGACACUGCCACUGGAAAACCAGGAACUCCAAAGGGUGCCGGAAUGACAGGACAAGGUGGCUUAGCACGAAGCAGCCGGAAUGAAUACAUGCGCUCGGGCCUCUAUUCUACCUUCACAAUACAGUCCCUGCAGCCACAGCCACCCCUUCAUCCUCGGCCUGCCUCAGUGCUUCCCAACACUACCCCUGCAGAUGUACCAGCACCUGCCUCAGGGAGCAGGAGCACCAGUCCAAACCCCUUAGAAGCCUGCUUGGAGGCAGAAGAGGCUGGUUUGCCCCUGCAGGUUAUCCUAACUCCACCAGAGGCCCCAAACCAGAAAUCUAAAGAGUCGAGUCUGGACCCAAGUUUCGGCCAUCCACAGCCCCCAGAAGUCAAAGUGGAGGGGCCUAAGGAAGAAUUGGAUGCUGCAGGGGUUGGAGGCUUCAGUCCAGAAGCUGUCAAAGCUGAACCAGAAGUCACACCCUCAGAAGGCCUGCUGGCUCGGGUCCCAGCCAUCCUAACAGAGAAUACAGCACAGGUGUGUGGCCUUUCCACUUCCACCACAGAGAUCGCCCAACCCCAGAAGGGCCGGAAGCCUCGAGACCUAGAACUUCCACUUAGCCCAAGCCUGCUGGGUGGCCUGGGACCUGAACGGACUCCAGGAUCAGGAACAAGCUCUGGUCUUCAGGCACCGGGGCCAGCACUAACACCUUCCCUGCUCCCUACACAUACUUUGACCCCGGUGCUGCUGACACCCAGCUCCUUGCCCCCCAGCAUCCAUUUCUGGAGCACUCUAAGUCCAAUUGCACCCCGUAGUCCAGCCAAGCUCUCCUUCCAGUUUCCAUCGAGUGGCAGCGCACAGGUGCACAUCCCUUCCAUCAGUGUGGAUGGCCUCUCAACCCCCGUGGUGCUCUCCCCAGGGCCCCAGAAGCCAUGACUACUACCACCAACCCUUUUUUUUGAAGUCCAUCCAUCUAUGCUCCUGAACUCUCCAGUUAGCCAUCUCAAGGAGAAAUAGUUCAACUGACAAACUUAUGCUCUGGUUGUGGUGGGGUGGAUAUUCCUGGGAAAGAGAAUAUUUCACUUACUCUUCCACCCAAAACAGACAACUUCUUUCUUCUUUGCCAGCCUCUCAGUGGCCGCCCUUACACGUCUCCUACUUCAGUGGUGGGGCGGUUUAUUUAUUUAUUUUUUGAAGGCCACUGGGAAGAAUCUGGCCCAACCUUUUUAGGGGAGUGGGUAAGACAUCUCCCCCAUUUCCUCCCCAUUUUUUCCUAAAACAAGACAAUCAGGGUAUGGCUUGAGAAGAACCUUUAUUUAUUUAUUUCUCAGCCUGCCCUUGGGAAGUUGAGGGUGCCCUGUCUUUAUUUUGCGACUUGGGUUGAAGAACUAAUUUGUUUUGUUUUAUUAUUCCUGGCUGUAUCUGAGUUCAGGGAGCACUUGUACGAUUUAAUGGUUUGGGAGUGGUAGCCAGGGAAUCAGCACUGUUAAAAUAGGAAUUGCUACCUCCCCAACCUUCUUCUCAGUCAGCUUGUUCUUUUCUCAAGUAACCUUUUGGCCAGGGAGGACUAUUCCUUUUGUUGUUCUUCCCCCUGAGAAGCCAUUCCUUUGUCUGCCAAAUUUCCUGGGGCCCUACCUAUUACCUCCCAAUGGAGGGUUUUUUGGAGUGGUGGUCCCCGUCUGGGGGGCCCCUCCAGCUAGUACUCCAGGUCUCUGUCUCCCACCCCCUUCCAUUUUGAUAGUAUAAUCUAUUUUUAAAUGGGGCUUUUCAAUAGGGGAGAGGGAAACAUCUCUUCCUAUAUCGGAUGGGUGGGUAGGCGGGUGGGUGGGAAGUAAGGGAUUUGGAGGCAGUCUUCCUGCCACCCCCAAGUGUUUAUUUUUUAUACCAAACAUGUAUUUUCGGCUCCCUCCCAGCCCCCCAAUUUCCUGCAGGCGGGUACAAAGGACCCUUUUAAGUGUCCCUGGAGUUGGGAGGGAGGAAUGAGGGACAUGGAGCCUGUCUUAUAUCAAUCUAGGCUGGAGGGAGGUAGAUCAAAAGACUCCCAGGCUCACCUCCUGUCAGCACUGGCCCAAACCUGGCCGGAAGACCUGGGGGUUUGUGAUUUGGGGGACGGUGCUAUACUCGUCUCCACUAUUUGUUUUGCUUCCCCAAAAUGGAUCUUUUUUUUUUCUAAGAGUCCCAGAGAAUGGGGAAUUGUUCCUGUAAAUAUAUAUUUUUAAAGGUGUUGCUGAAA
This is a messenger RNA of Mastomys coucha (southern multimammate mouse), 6234 nucleotides long. RefSeq names its product ETS transcription factor ELK1 (gene Elk1). The coding region runs from base 3990 to 4937 and encodes 315 amino acids. The record is from RefSeq and is a predicted model, not a curated record. NCBI's taxonomy places the organism in Eukaryota, Metazoa, Chordata, Mammalia, Rodentia, Muridae. The transcript has 4 exons.